CAUACAAUAUUUGGAAAAAUGACAUAUUCACAUUCAAGUUUGUUUUGUACUUGGGAAGAAAUGUUCCUAUACAGUAUCGUAUUGUAGUUAAAGGAUCUAUUUGGUUUCCUGUUCGUGGCAGUCUUUAUUGUGAUAGGAGUUGGGAUUUACUACCACGCGAAUCUCUGGCCGGAUUAUCAGGGCAUGUGGGAUGGUGACUGGACGAAGUGGAGAAUUUGGCAAAUUAUUUACUACCCAUAUUUUCAACUCUACGGAGAGUUAUUCAAUGACUUUUUGGAAGGCAAAGACCUAUCAGACUGUUCUCACAAUACAUCGGUGUGGCAGUUCGACUCUUCCAUUGAACGUUGUCCUCAAGAAGACUGGACAGUGUUGGGCGUUUCAGCAAUUUACAUGUUGUUUUCUAAUCUUCUGUUGGUCAAUCUCGUUAUUGCCAUGUUCAGCUACACAUUUGAAAGGGUUCAAGAAAACUCCGAGAAAUUGUGGAGAUUUGAGAGGUAUACCGUCAUCAAUGAUUAUGAAUGGAGGAUCCCAUCUCCUAUCAACCUUUUAUUCCUUCCUUAUCGUUUCUUUUGCUGCCCAGGCAGGGAAGGAUGCUGCCUCGACAAAUGUGAAAAACGUUACUACCCAAAACAAGUACGAAUUGAAAACAAGGAAAAAGAGGAAGCCCAAAAGUUUCGUAAAAACUUUCAAAGGAUAACAGCAUUCAGAAUGAGUGAUAAACUGUAGAGAGAAAGUAGAUCAUUGUACGACUGUAGACAGGAAAUAGAUCGUUGUACGACUGUAGACAGGAAGUAGAUCGUUGUACGAUUGUAGACAGGAAGUAGAUCGUUCUCCGAUUCCUUUCCUGCAAUAACACAAGGACAAAAUUAGUUUUGAAAAUUGAAACGUUUGAAUUUUGACAUUUGAGAAAACAUGUAAUCAAUGAUGUAUAUUUUGAGUGUUUUAAGUUUCAUCCCAUUCAAGUGGCAAUAGCUUUAUGCAUGAACCUUGUGUAAGCAUACACGCAUUGCCAUCAAUGUUAUGUAUGUGGAGCUUUAGAUUAGUAUAUGAUUUGCAAAUUGUUUGAAGUUUUGCACAGUUUGUUAUAACAAAAUGAAUUUGUCUUGAUUUUAUUGCAUAUUGUUAUCAAAAUCCCCCACUUUAUUUUUCAUGUUAUGAUUUCCAAUGUAUAAUGAAACAAGCCUCGAAAUUUAAACAGAUAGGUAUGAAUAAUAUACGUACGUAAUGGAAGUUACAUAUAUUCUUUUCGAUAUAAAUUCGAAGCUGCUAUUUGAAGCACAUUCACACGCACAUGCAAACAUAUCCCCUCUUGCAAUGAAUUGCGAGGGGAUGAAAAUUCUACAAACGAAUUGUGGACUUAGGGAUGUUAUAUUUAUAGAUGCACUGAUUUAUUCAAUGGUUUAGGGCAUAAUAUUGUAUUGCAUAGUAAUAGAAAUAAAAAUGAUAUUUAAAGAUA
This is a messenger RNA of Ostrea edulis (European flat oyster), 1456 nucleotides long. RefSeq names its product transient receptor potential cation channel subfamily M member-like 2. Gene Ontology annotation, biological process: calcium ion transmembrane transport. The transcript is spliced from 4 exons. Lineage: Eukaryota; Metazoa; Mollusca; Bivalvia; Ostreida; Ostreidae. Bases 184 to 726 code for a protein of 180 amino acids. Gene Ontology annotation, molecular function: ligand-gated calcium channel activity. The record is from RefSeq and is a predicted model, not a curated record.